Sceloporus undulatus (fence lizard) is the source of this 2149-nucleotide messenger RNA. It is a transcript of the gene DSN1, whose product is annotated as DSN1 component of MIS12 kinetochore complex. Gene Ontology annotation, cellular component: MIS12/MIND type complex. The transcript is spliced from 12 exons. Gene Ontology annotation, biological process: cell division; mitotic sister chromatid segregation. The record is from RefSeq and is a predicted model, not a curated record. Bases 181 to 1365 code for a protein of 394 amino acids. Lineage: Eukaryota; Metazoa; Chordata; Lepidosauria; Squamata; Phrynosomatidae.
CCUCUCGCCUGAUGGUGGAGCUGGGAAGACUGCGCAUGCGCGAGAGCGGUAAACAAAGACUUGGAACAGCGGUUCCCAGAAGGCUAGGAGGCCGAGGGUGCGUGGGUGGGCCUGAGCGGGCUGUUAAUGCGCAUGCGCGUUGGCGGGCUGGUUUGAGUUUCAGGCGGCGGCGUCGACAAAAUGGAGGCGGAGUAUGGGAGUGCAGAAGACAUCCUUCUAAACAACAGGCACCAGCAGAACGCCUCUUCAGGAAACCAUCCUGGCUUUGAAGAUGGAAAAACUCUUGUUAAAGCACUGGGAAAUGUGCACAACCAGGAGAAAAUGGUGGCUGAAUGUUUUGCCAAACCUGAUAACACUGUUAGCUCCAGCUGUUGUCUCCAGGUUGACACAAAAGCCAACGAAUCUGGGCUGUUAGCAGAGACUGGCAAGGAAGAAAGUAAUCUUAUCCCUGAUUUGAAGAAUGAGGGUACAUGUUGCCCUGGCACAAAGAAACCAUCUCCACAGAGUCUUAGCCCUGACAAAGGACAUGGUUCAAAUUCAUUUGAUGUAUCCUUUGGACAGCUGCCUAGUCCACGUUUUGCACGACCUUCCUUGAAUCGCUGCAGCCUGAAGCUGGGCAUGAAUCGACGGAAGUCCCUGCCUCCUCUUCAUUUAGAUAUCUCUGAACUGAGUAAAGCAAUCAGCUUGGACAUGCCAGAGACUGAAAGAAUGGCAGUGCUGCUCCUUUCCAGUUUCCAGUACUCUGCCCAGAAACUUGAGUGCUCCUUAAGGCAGACCGAAGGCUUUAAUACUAAAACUUUUGAACAAAAUGUCAACAUGCUUUCAGAAGAAUUGAGGCUCCACACAAAGAAACUGAUACUAGAUGGAACUUUGCAAAAAUGCUUUGAGGAUCCCAGAGGGGGUUUGUCAGAUCCUGCAUUGAAUGCAUCAAUAUCUGCCUUAAAAGAGAAUAUAGUCAGGUUCUCUGAAGAAGGUCAAGCUUGGGAUAAACUGCUUCAGACUUACCAAAAAAAUGCUGAGGAAAUAACCAGGCAGCUGCAGCAAUCUGAACUCAAGCAAGGACCAGAGGAGCCUUGCUGCUACCUUGGGGCAUCCCAGGCUCAAGUGCUUCAAGCCAAACCAGACUACCAGAAAAUAUUGGAUCAUCAAGGAGAGGUCUUUUAUGAUCUCGAGAGAAUGCUGGAUGAAAUCCAUCAAAUGGUCAAGGUUUGUCAAGUUUAUAUGGAAGAAGUUACACAGUAUCUUCACCAGCUAUCAGCACAACUUGCAUCAAGGACUUUCAACAGAUUAGAAAAAUCACCAGCCCGGAAACUGCUCAGGCUUCUCCAGACAAAGCCAGCUGCAUUUCCACCUCCAGAUGGGUAGAGGCAGUUGUUUUCUUGUCCCAGGCUUUGGGUAUAAAAUUGUUUCCGUCUGGUUCUCAGCGUUCUUUUCCUGCUAUGGUCUUUUUUCCUUCCACUUGACGUGAGCUGUAUCUCUAAGGACAAUGGUAUUCUUGGCCCAUAGCUGGACAAUGGAAUAUUUUUAAAAUGUUCUAAAUGCUAUUGGUCUGAUCUUUGGCUGACAAUACUUCCACAUUUGCAGCUAAGUAAGAAGGAAAUGCUUCUUUUUGAUCUCGGCGUACGUAGCUUCACAGUACAAACGCAGUGCACUUGGACUGUGUAGAAUAUAGCAGCGAUAACACUUUUACUCAAAGUUCUGCUUUCACAGGACAACAUAUUAUUUGACUUUUGUGGGUGGAUUCUUCCACAGUUUCAAAAGGAUAGGCAAUAAAAGCCCAGAUUGAAUACUUGGUAUAUGGGGUCAUCCAAAAAUUGGAUACAACCAUUGUAUACUCUCCCUCUUCAUUCAGCUAUGCUACAAACAGAAAUCAGUAGCUACUAGCAACUUAACAUUUGGGCUGGUCAUUAGACUGAUGAAGAUGGCAAGAUGCAGAGAAAAGAAAACACCAGAAGAGGAUCUUCCCUUUUUGUCUACUGAGCUCUCCUUCACUGCGGUGGCUCCUACAUUGUAUGAAUGCUUUUGCACUCUUUUUUUCUGAAAUGAUAAAAGCCCUAUAUUUGUAUGCUGAUAUUUUCUGUGUCAUUCGUUUGUCUCAAGUACUUUUUUGGUGUUUGAUUUCUAUUUAAAAAUAAACCUUUUAUUUGUA